Messenger RNA from Ictalurus punctatus (channel catfish), 1231 nucleotides. It is a transcript of the gene igf2a, whose product is annotated as insulin-like growth factor 2a. Gene Ontology annotation, molecular function: hormone activity; growth factor activity. The record is from RefSeq and is marked provisional. Lineage: Eukaryota; Metazoa; Chordata; Actinopteri; Siluriformes; Ictaluridae. Gene Ontology annotation, cellular component: extracellular region.
GACUUUGUCCUGUGAACUUCGAGUAACAACCUCGAGCAUCACCACCGUAAUCAUCCUCAUCACCACCCUCAUCCUCAUCCUUACCAUCCUCAUCCUCACACUAAUGCAGCAGCGUGGAAACUAAAGCCCGAGCGGACACUUUUAUAGGCAGGAUAAAGGCGAUGGAGGAGCAGAAAGUCAGCGCAGAUCAUUCAGUGUGCAGAUCUUGCAGAAGAGCCGAGAGACACACAACAAUGAUGACUUCUUCCUGUAGACUUUUGCUUUUCACUGUGGCUAUGUCACUGUAUUCAUCUCAAGUCUCGGCAGAGACGCUCUGUGGUGGGGAGCUAGUGGACACUCUGCAGUUCGUGUGCGGCGACAGAGGCUUUUACUUCAGUCGGCCAUACAGAUCAAACGGUCGCCGUCCUCACCGAGGUAUAGUGGAGGAAUGCUGUUUUCGGAGCUGUGAUUUGCAUCUCCUCGAGCAGUAUUGUGCAAAACCUGCAAAGUCUGAGAGAGACAUCACUGCCACUACGCUGCAGGUCGUCCCAGUGUUACAAACUCUUCACAAGGAUAGCACAAGGAAGCCUCUUAACGUGAGGUUUUCCAGAUAUGAGCUGUGGCAACGGACAGCUGCUCAAAGGCUGAGGAGAGGAAUCCCUCCCAUCCUCCGCUCCAGAAAGUUUAAGAGGCUUGCAGAGAAAAGCCAAGACCAGGAGCAGACCCAAAUUCACCGGCCCCUGAUGACUGUGUCCAACAGAAGCCCCCAAAUCCCACACGCCUCCAGAGCCUCGCUGUCCAUAAGUGAAGCAAAAACUGCCGAGAUUUAAAGGGAUUAUAAGCCUUGACCUUGAACACGAGGCUUUUUUAAUGAAUCCUGUCAUCGUGCAUCCUUUCCAAAUACAGAUAUGAACAUUCUGUGUUAUCUCCUGCCUUACCAAGCUGAAGAGACUUUAGUGAUAGAGCUGAACGUAAGAGUGAUGGAUCAGGUGACAGAAGAGAUUAAUGAAGUCUCUGAUUCACAGGGUGCACAGCCAGAAUCAUUCCCAAUGAAUUACCAAUGGAGUGUGUAUAGCAGUGAGUAUGACAGUCUUCAUUCCACAAAAUCCCAACCGUGAGAUGGAGAGACUCUGUCUCAUUUGCACCUGCGAUUCUAAAGUUACACUUUUGGGAGCUUUUUUUUAAAAAAAAAUUAAAAUGAUAUUUGCUUUAUAUGCACCUUCAUUCACCCUACCCUCUGCGGUGCAAUAAU